This is a messenger RNA of Monodelphis domestica (gray short-tailed opossum), 4533 nucleotides long. The record is from RefSeq and is a predicted model, not a curated record. NCBI's taxonomy places the organism in Eukaryota, Metazoa, Chordata, Mammalia, Didelphimorphia, Didelphidae.
GGAAGCUUGAGCCGACGGAACGCCAACGCGGAAGUGGCCGGGCUGCUGCAGUCAGAUCCGGGGAUGGAGGGAGCCGGAGGCGGCGGCAGCGGCGGAGUAGAGGAAUGAUGAGGCUGAGGAUUGCGCCGCUUCCCCCUCGGGAGGCCCUGUAGCCGGAGGGGGCACGAGGCGCAGGGGUUUGGUCUCUCCGGCUGCGAGCCCCGGAAGGAGGAGGACGAAGUCCCGGGGCUUCGGGGCCGGGAGCCCGGCUGGGCUCUGACAGGCCCGCGGACGAGCUCUGAACGAUCUGGAGGGGCCAGGCCUGGCCGGGGCUCCCUAAGGGGGACCCGGAACAGCCCCAAGAGGGGCGCAGGCUCGACCAGGGACCAGAGUUUGGGUGGGGAGUUAGACCCUUAGAAAUUCAAGCCAGGAUUUGGGAAAGGAGUGGGCGGGGGAUCCCCCUAUUCCCCUCCCCCAUUCCCUGCUCUUGCCCCCAGAGGGGCAAGCGGGGAAGCUUGAGGGGAGGCGACCCCGCGGGGUCCGAGGAGGACCCCAUUUCUGAGGUUGAGGCCGAGGCUCUGAGUGGGGGUCCCCGACAGGGGGGCGUGCAGGGUUAAGCAUGGCCACCCGGCGUUUAACCGACGCUUUCUUGUUGUUGCGGAACAAUUCCAUCCAAAACCGGCAGCUGUUAGCCGAGCAAGACUGACCAUACUCUGUCUGUCUGUCUCCAUUCUUUUUCUUCUACCUUUUGCUUUCUCUAACUGGAUGGGACUGAUGGGAACAACAAAUCUCUUCAGGAGCUGGAUGAGGUAUUGUGUUUUGAAUGUUUUUGAAAGCUUGCUGAUGAUCGUAUGGCACUGGUGUCAGGCAUCAGCUUAGAUCCAGAAGCAGCAAUUGGUGUGACAAAACGGUUACCUCCUAAAUGGGUUGAUGGAGUAGAUGAAAUACAGUAUGAUAUUGGCAGAAUUAAACAGAAGAUGAAAGAAUUAGCUAGUCUUCAUGAUAAACAUUUAAACAGACCUACGUUGGAUGAUAGCAGUGAAGAAGAACAUGCCAUUGAAAUAACCACACAAGAGAUCACACAGCUCUUUCAUAGGUGUCAGAGAGCAGUACAGUCUUUGCAGAGCAGAGCACGAAAAUGUACCGAACAGGAAGAACGAGUCCUUCGAAAUGUAGUAUCCUCUUUAGCUCAGUCUCUUCAGGAAUCUUCCACUAAUUUUAGACAUGCACAAUCUGACUAUCUCAAACGCAUGAAGAAUCGAGAGGAAAGAUCCCAACAUUUUUUUGACACAUCAGUACCACUUAUGGAUGAUGGAGAGGAUAACACUCUUUAUGACCGGGGUUUUACAGAUGACCAGUUAGUGUUGGUAGAACAAAAUACACUAAUGGUUGAAGAGCGGGAGCGAGAAAUUCGCCAGAUUGUACAGUCUAUUUCUGACCUAAAUGAAAUAUUUAGGGACCUAGGAGCAAUGAUUGUAGAACAAGGGACAGUUCUUGAUAGAAUUGACUAUAAUGUUGAACAAUCCUGUAUCAAAACUGAAGAUGGUUUGAAACAACUUCAAAAGGCAGAGCAGUAUCAAAAGAAGAAUCGGAAGAUGCUCGUUAUUUUAAUUUUAUUUGUAAUAGUUAUUGUCCUUAUUGUUGUACUGGUUGGUGUAAAGUCACACUAGGUAACUGUGUGUGAUUGUGUGUGUGUGUGUGAGUGAGUGUAUAUGAAUGAGUGUUCUUUUAUUUCUGAAAGCUGCCUUUGAAUGUAUAACCCUCCGUGGUACAAGUCUGUGCAAUGUUUCCCCAUAGAUUCUUUUUCAUAAAUCAUGUUUCAGUGAUAGGAAUGGUUUGGUUUUUUAACAGAGAAUUUCAAGUCAAAUGAUGAUGCUACCAAAUAGAAAUCAAAUUCUCUAUCCAGACAUUCGCAGUAUUUUUUUUUUACUAGAAAAUAUGAGGAGUUGAAAGUUUACAAGCACAUGCAAAAGCUGUUAUGAUAUAUGUAUUUGCUAUUUUUAGCAGUCAAAUCUACAAGUUGCAUGUUGAAAAAAUACAUUUUGCAAUUGGGGUUUGGGAGAUUUUGAUUUUUUUAAAACCAUGUAUUUUUAAGUGAUUUGGAACCAAAAAGUGUGGUUGGAGAUCAAAUGCCUUAAACAAUGGAUUCUAAGUAUUUAACAUCUUUAUUUCCCCUUUGUGGGUAUUCCAUAUUGAAAUAAAUUGAGAAGGCCUUUGAAAUUUUAAAAUUUAUUCUCCUUUAAUGUAAUUUAAUUCAUUGCUAAUGAUCAGAUUAAAUAAAAUUUGGAUACUAAGAAACAAUCAUUGAUAUCAGUACAUUUAGUUGUUCAGUCAAACAGCUUCAUGGGUUUAAAUCAAUUGGUCUAUGUAUGUCCUUCAUUUGGAAAUUCUGCACUAUAUUUUUUAUUGUAAACCACAUGGUAUUACUAUUUAUAAUUCCCUUAGCUGAAAAUUUGGUAUGAAUCAUUGUUAAAAAGGAAGCUUCUCAGUUAUUCCUAUUCAUUCCAUUAUUUUACACACCUGUUUUAGGAUGUUUUUAAAAUCAAAAUCUCUUUAAUGAACUAGCAGUUUAGCCCUGUUUAUUACCAAUGUACAGUUCAUUAAUAGAACAUAUUCUAUCAAUGAUUUGAUUUAUUAUCUGAGAGCUAGAUCUGUUUCAAAGUACUAUAAAAAUCUUGACCAAGAGAUUUUCUUACCCUAUGAGGGCAGAUUUCUAAAGAAGGACUUAAUAGUUGUACUUAACUUUUGUUGAUAUGGUGCUGUCAAAUACUACUGGAAUCAUAGAACAAUGUGAUGAGUGAUGACUUUGGAGAAUUAACUUCUUCAUGUUCUAAUUGGUCCUGAAAUAACUUCAGUUUUAAAGGUUUUCACCUAAUGUAAUAUUUAUAACCUUUAUUUAUUCUAUACUCAUUUUCUUAAAAGGUUUUAAAACAUAAUUUCAAUGGUUAUUGUUUUUAGUUUGUUUUGCCUAGUAGCAUGAAAUGUUCUCCAUAGAAUUGACUUUGAAAUUGUUUCCAGAAAUUUAAACUCAGGUCCAGAGUGUAGUAAUAUUAUAUACAUAUGAGUAAAUCAUAGAAUCAGGACUUAUACUUAAUAUUAUAAACCUUUGUUCUAGCCACUCCUGAAUUAUUUGUUGCCAAAGGCAACCACUCCUUAGAUUUCCUUUUGACUGAGGUGACAAUAGAACACAUUGUACCUGACAUUCCGGGAAAUAGCACCUUUUGAAAUGUGGCUGUGAUUCCUCCAUAAUUCUUUGACAAGCAGCUGUUUUGUCAUGAAAGAACUUUAGGGAAGAAAAAUCUCAUUACCCUCAAACUUAAAGCUUCUUCCAAUUUCUUAAAUAACUAUUCACUCUUUGAACCAGAUUAUAUGAGGCAGUGUUUAAGGUGACCCUAGUUGUAAAUUCUGCUUUUGGACUUGAAACCAAUGUGAUAAAAAAUUCUCCUAAAGGACAGAGGCCAUGAGAAAACUUCUUAUGGAACUUGUUUCUUUGCAUUAAUCUGUUUUCGUAAAGUUAAAUCACAGCAUUCUUUUUUAAAAAUAGCUCAUUUAAGAAAUUAAAAAAAUAUAUUUAUUUUCAGUGAAUAGAAUUUUUCUUGAAAUGUGAGUUCACUAAGUAAUCAGGAUUUCCAUUUUUAAAAUGUGCCUGAUGUGUGAGAGGUGGGGAAGGCCCCUUCAAACUAAGAAAACUAGGAUAGUACCUAAAAUGUCGGCUGCUCUGUGUCUGGCCUCAACAAGAGGCAAAAUAGUCAUGUAGCAGGGAAUAAAUUAGAAUCCAAGAGCUACUGGUUUGCAGUGUAGUCAAAUGAAAUUUCCCCCCAGUAUACGUAUGACAUUAGAAUACUUUAUAUUAUUAGUCCUAUACUUAAGGAAAGAUUACUUAAAAUUUCAGCAAGAAAAUAAAACAUAUCUUGCACUAACUAGUGAAUUAAGAUAAUUUUUCCCUGUGAAAUUGGAUGGCAUAAGUCAUCUUCAUUACCUAUUGACAACCAUUUUCUGUAGUAAAAUUAGCCAAUCUAGUUUCUAGCCUCUAUAUUUGAAGUUGGGCACAAUUGACUGCCACAAAUUAAAAACAUUCUUUUGCCUAGAAUUGAUUACUGUUGGUUGGAAUUGAUGACAUGAAAGUUAUGGUUAUUCAUUGUUCUGUUUUCAGUCUUUGAGUGAAAGCCUAAUUCAUUACUUAAGGCAAUUCAUUGGUUUCAUUGACUGGCACUUUGAAAUUUAAAGAAAAAUUAGGAGGGGGAACUCAAAUGAUGUUUUGUUUUACUCUUACCCAGUGUUGAUACUGAAACUUUCCAUGAUUGUAAAUGAAACUACUGUCCCUUUUUUGUGGUGUUGCUGGUUACACCAUGCAGAGUGUAAAGCAAAAUGUUGCUCUAAUUUAACAUAUUUACAUCUUUACUAAUUGAGAGUCUUUAUUUAUUUGUCUUGACAGAAGUGCUUUUGAUGUUUUUAUCCUAGCUAAUGAUUUCUUAAAAGUAAUAAAACUCUUACAACUUGAUUGGUCAGAAAUGACUUUUUUCUUUAUGCUAAAAUAAAAUAAUUAAUGAAGCA